Gigantopelta aegis is the source of this 4980-nucleotide messenger RNA. Its product is annotated as E3 ubiquitin-protein ligase Mdm2-like. The record is from RefSeq and is a predicted model, not a curated record. The transcript is spliced from 11 exons. Bases 487 to 3114 code for a protein of 875 amino acids. NCBI's taxonomy places the organism in Eukaryota, Metazoa, Mollusca, Gastropoda, Neomphalida, Peltospiridae.
CUAAAAACAUAAAAAUUAAUAUUUCCCGCAAAACGACGUCAAACUUUAAAGCGCCAUUUGUAUUCUUAUGUCCGCUUCCUAGUAUUGGUUACGCGUGUACUUAAUAAUAAUAAUGUUGGUAAGUUUAAAUUUUUGUUUGCUUUUCGUUCUGUUUGUUAACACUGAGCACUACAGUAAGUUCUCUCGACUACGGCUGUCUCAUUCGUGAAAUCGAAAGGGAAUUCCUUGUGCGAAUGAUGGACAGACUUCGUAAGCCUCGAAGGGGUUUCCCCAAGAAUGCUCACCCCACAUGGAGUGGCUGGACAUGUUCGGACUUGUCUCAGUCGAGAUGCGGAUGCUAGCACUCAGUCUCAUUUGUUAAAUUCGUUUUGCGUUUCACUUCUGUAUUCCUCCAACAGGAUAUAUACAUAGUUUUGACACUCGUCUGAAAUUAUUCCUGGAAAUAUUAACAUUACACAAUUUACAGGGUUCUACCCUUUGACCGUCAUGUCUGAUGGGGGUCAGGGGUUAUCCAGUAUGGACGGUACCUCCAUGGGGGAACAGACACCAGGGGGUACAGUGUUGCUGGAUACACAUUCCCUGAUGUGUACCGAUCCUGCAACUACGACAACACCAUCGACUCGCCAGCAGUACGUUGUAGAGGAGGAGAUAACUGUGAGCGUUCCUCUUGUGAGACCCAAGCAGGACUUUCUGUUCAUUCUGAAACAGGCUGGAGCAAGAGGCGAAGUAUUUACGAGGAAGGAGAUAUGCUACUUUCUUAAGAACUACAUUGGAUCGAGAAAGCUGUAUGACCCAAAUGACCCAAGGGUUGUGUACUGCAAGGAAGACAUUCUAGGGAAGGUGUUUGGGGUGGAGAACUUCACUAUCAAUGAUGUGCUGUGUCUCCUAUCAAAGAACUGCACACCUGUGCCAGACACAUGUAUCAAGAGGAAGAGACAUGUGGUAUCCAGGUCGGUGUCCACCAGCUCUCAGACCACUGGUAUCCCUGAUCAGAAACCUCUGCCGACUCGAGCAGCAAUAUGUCCUGUCACAACAGAGGUUAUUAAAGGCCCGCCUAGUGAUGUGAUCACCAGUACUACCUCGAGAAUCACCAGCAGCAACUCACUGGGCAGUGGGACUUCACAGAGCAGAACCUGUGAUGAUGACCCAGCUCACAGUGACAAGAAGAGAAAACAAGACGGUACCUCUACCGACUCCACGGAUGUCGACCUGCCCGUGAAGAAGUGCAAGACGUCGCUCAAUGUGACGUACAGUGACUCAGAGGCUGCUUGUUACCCGUGGUACUUCAGUGUCAAGAUGGAGAAAUCGGACGAAAGUGAAAUCCUCAGUGUGCAGGACAAGGAGACCAUGCUGGUGAAGGACUCCACCGAUGACCUGUGGUUUGUCGAAGAGGACGAGAUAUCCGUGGAAUACGAAUCGGAUGCGUUUUCCGUGGAGUACGAAGUGGAGUCGAGUCCCAGUGACACAGUCUCGGACACAGAUGGAACGUGCGACAUGUCAGGAGAUGGCUUUCUGGUUGUGUGCAAUGAUAGUGAUGUCCCAUUCUGGGCCUCCAGUGAGAUGGACUCGGAAUCAGAUUCAGAGUUGUCUGAUGCUGACAAAUGGACGUGUGGCGAAUGUGAAGAAAAGAACUCUCCAGUUCAGCGAUACUGCAGUCGGUGCUGGAAGCUUCGUCCCGAUUGGCUGCCCGAGUUUCACGCACGGAAACCUAUGGCAGCAGGUCUGUCCAGGAAGAGGUUUGUGAGGUCACAUUCUGCACCCGGCGCCAUCUCAUCACCAGAAAGUACCACAAGUGACAGUUCCAGGACCAACCGGUCACCUGUUAGAGAUCGGUCACCACAAAGGGCGAAAAGACUGGCCAAACGGUCUGCACACCAAGACACCACCAGUCCAUCACAGCCAUCCUCCUCCUGUUCCUCUUCAUUUUUGUGCAAUAAUAAAACACACAAGAAAAAAUAUUUUAGUCCUGAUGAAGCAUGUCUUUCUGUCUCAACAGACUUGAAGAAAGGUUCUCAUGGUGAGUUGUGUCUUUCAGUGUCAUCAGGCUCUAGAAACAAAGAAUCUGAUGAAAAAGGUUUUUUGGAGUCAUCAGACUUUAAAAAGACAUUUCCUGAUGAUGCAUGUCUUUCCAUCUCAUCAGACUCGAAGAAUAUCUCUCCUGCUGAUGAAACAUGUCUUUUGGUGUCAUCAGAAUGUAAGGAAUUUCUUCCUGAUGAAAUGUGUCCUUCUGUCUCACAAAAUUUGAGGGAAACCUGUCCUGUUUCAGAAAAGUCUGAACUGAAUCAACAGAAGUUAAAGGGGUUCUCGUCUUCACCAACAUCUUCGAGUGCAAAUGCGAAAAGACUUCCGUUCCUUGAUGACUCUGGAGUCAGCGUUGGAUCAGUGUCAUCACUUCCUGUUUCGAGUCAGGAAUCUCUGAGGUCUGUUCCAUUGAUGGUUUCCAGUCAGGAAUCUCUGAGGUCUGUUCCAUUGAUGGUUUCCAGUCAGGAAUCACAACAGUUUUCCCCACCACACACUUCCCAAAAACCGGAAGAGUUGAACGGCAAUGAUAAAACGUCAUCAUUACCAACACAAGAAAAGACCAACAAAGAAUUGUCUUUACAGCAUCUGUCCAGUAAAGGACACAAGAUUGAUAUAGAGAGAUCUGGUUCUGCUUCAUACGUUCUGCUGGGCACGAUUAAAUCCAGUUCUGUAUCACAAACUCCUCUGGAAGUGAUGAACUCCAUUUCUGUGCCAGACACUGCAUCAGAUGGUAAAAAUUCUGCAUCGAGGAAAAAUACUUUGACCACAAAUCCCAGCAAGAAAGCUUUGCUUCAGAGUGAGAGUAAAAAACUUGAUGACAUUAUCUCGAGUACGGACAGCUGUAAAAACAAUCCUGUGAGACUGUAUGUGCCCUCUAGUCCGAAGAAAACAUCUCCCGUGUUGGGCCAAGCCUCUGUUUCUGACAUGUGUAUGAUUUGUCUGUCCAGGCCAAAGACGGGCAGUAUCAUACAUGGAAGCUCCGGACACCAAGUGUGCUGUUACAAAUGUGCCAAGAGACUCAAACGAAAGGGAAAGUGUUGUCCCGUCUGUCGACGUUCAAUUCAAAAGGUUGUGCGGAAUUAUAUUUUGUGAAUUGUUGUUGUAUACUUAUAUAGACAAUUAGUAUUUAGUAAGGGAUUUUUGUGGUACAUUGUUUUUGAAGUGUUGGUAGAGGUUUGUUCUUGUUAUGUGGCAAAUUUAGUGUUAUGUAGGCAAUGGGACUGUGGCUGUUAUGAAUCAACAACUUCAUAAGGAAAUUUAAAAAAAGGAGUUUUUAUAAUUACAAACAGCACAAAUAUACUUGUAGUUAAAAAUGCACAUAAUCUCCCUCCUAAAAAAAUUCAGCAAUUUAUGAUUAACAUGAUAUUUGUUUUAAAUUGCAAUUGCAAUGAGCUAAAUAUACUACCCUAAUUUUCACUAGAUAUCAUUUUCCCAUGUUAGUAUCUGACCGAACGGAAUUGAGGUCGGAUAUGAUGGGAAGUUCAUUUCUUUCGUAAAAAUGUUAACUAGCGAAAAUGAGUGUGGUAUUCUCUUUAUUACCCACCAUCAAAUAAAGUAAAGUCUGACGUCCAACCUAACUCAACCGGACCUGCGAAUACACACAGUUUAGAUCAGCUAGGGAAGAUGACGUCACUUAGACCAGCUAGGGAAGAUGACGUCACUUAGACCAGCUAGGGAAGAUGACAUCACUUAGACCAGCUAGGGAAGAUGACGUCACUUAGACCAGCUAGGGAAGAUGACAUCACUUAGACCAGCUUGGGAAGAUGACAUCACUUAGACCAGCUAGGGAAGAUGACAUCACUUAGACCAGCUAGGGAAGAUGACGUCACUUAGACCAGCUAGGGAAGAUGACAUCACUUAGACCAGCUAGGGAAGAUGACGUCACUUAGACCAGCUAGGGAAGAUGACAUCACUUAGACCAGCUUGGGAAGAUGACGUCACUUAGACCAGCUAGGGAAGAUGACGUCACUUAGACCAGCUAGGGAAGAUGACAUCACUUAGACCAGCUUGGGAAGAUGACGUCACUUAGACCAGCUAGGGAAGAUGACGUCACUUAGACCAGCUAGGGAAGAUGACAUCACUUAGACCAGCUUGGGAAGAUGACAUCACUUAGACCAGCUAGGGAAGAUGACGUCACUUAGACCAGCUAGGGAAGAUGACAUCACUUACCAAAAUGAUGUCAUUUAGCAACCAGGCCUCUGAGAAUUGUAAAUCUGCGUGACCCAUUUAUCGGUUAUGCAGACAUAAAUCCAGGUAACCCAUUUCCAUUUUGCUUAACCCAUUAUAUCGAAGUAAAUGGUGCUCCAAAUUUCGCAUGCAAAAAAAAUAGGUUAUGCAACAUUAGAUUUGCGUGAGCAACACACGAAGGAAACGAUUGUUCUCGCAAUUUUCAGAGGCCUAAGCAACUGAUAUGUAUUGCCAGGUGUGUACGAAAUGUAUACGACACACCUGGACACACCUAGACGUUCAGCUGGUGGGUAAUGAAUGUCCGAUUUUGUCCAAUUUAUGGUGCUAAUUGUUAGGGCAUUUUGACACAGUCCUUUGUAUAUGAUGAUCUGUUAUUGAUAUUGCAGUUUGAAAGAUUAUUUAUAUAAAAAACCCAACCUUAAGUUGUUUACAUUUGUUUUCUGGGGAGUAUACAUUGUAAAUCAUUUAUUUUCGUCCUUAUGAUGAUUCAUUUUCCAUAAUUACAUCAUUUUCUGCAUUUGUUUUCUAAAACUUGUCAGUUUUUUGUAGUGACAUCAUCCAGUCAGAAUAUAUUAAAUUGUAUUACAGCUGAAAGUUUGUAAUUUUUAUGUUAACUGGUGAUUCUAUCAAUUAGCUUAAAAAUGCCAAUAUAUAUUCUUCAAAAAAACAUAGGGGAACACUAAUAAGAAUUUACAAUUGCCAAAAUUGUAAGGUACAUGUAUAUUAGCUGUGGGGAAUGGUUAUAUGAUAAUAGUGAAUUAAUUGGGCAAA